Phalaenopsis equestris is the source of this 1672-nucleotide messenger RNA. Its product is annotated as developmentally-regulated G-protein 3. The record is from RefSeq and is a predicted model, not a curated record. Gene Ontology annotation, cellular component: cytoplasm. Gene Ontology annotation, molecular function: GTP binding; GTPase activity. Bases 194 to 1300 code for a protein of 368 amino acids. The transcript has 10 exons. NCBI's taxonomy places the organism in Eukaryota, Viridiplantae, Streptophyta, Magnoliopsida, Asparagales, Orchidaceae. Gene Ontology annotation, biological process: cytoplasmic translation.
AGCCAAGCUAAUAUUAACCAGCUGUGGACUUUAUGGAAGAAUCUACACCUGGAUGAUGAAGAAAGUGAUGAGAAAAAGUUUCAACUAAAAAAGAGAUCAACAAUUAGAGAGCAUGAUGUCUUCUUCUCUCUGAGGACGAUUCACAAACAAAGCCCAGGAAGGGCUCCUUGUUCUCGUUCUCGCAGCAGAAACCAUGGCUACAGUUAUGCAGAAGAUCAAAGACAUCGAAGAUGAGAUGGCCAGGACGCAGAAAAACAAAGCUACUGCUCAUCACCUUGGUCUUCUUAAGGCCAAACUUGCAAAGUUGCGCCGUGAGCUCUUAGUGCCUUCUUCAAAAGGCGGUGGUGGAGCUGGUGAAGGCUUUGAUGUUACUAAAAGCGGAGAUGCACGCGUUGGCCUGGUUGGGUUUCCAUCUGUUGGAAAAUCAACACUACUUAACAAGUUAACUGGCACUUUUUCCGAGGUUGCCUCCUAUGAAUUUACUACUUUAACAUGCAUUCCUGGCGUGAUUAUGUACCGAGGUGCAAAAAUUCAGUUGUUGGAUCUUCCGGGGAUCAUUGAAGGCGCAAAGGAUGGAAAGGGAAGAGGAAGGCAGGUAAUCAGCACUGCUAGAACAUGUAAUUGCAUUUUAAUUGUUCUGGAUGCUAUAAAGCCAAUAACUCACAAACGUAUUAUUGAAAAAGAGCUUGAAGGGUUUGGCAUAAGGUUGAAUAAAGAACCACCGAAUUUGACUUUUAGAAAGAAGGACAAGGGUGGCAUCAAUCUUACAUCAACAGUUACAAACACACACUUGGACCUUGAAACUGUGAAAGCAAUCUGUGGUGAAUAUAGGAUUCAUAAUGCAGACAUCACCCUCCGAUAUGAUGCUACUGCUGACGAUCUUAUAGACGUUAUCGAAGGAAGUCGAAUUUAUACGCCUUGUAUCUAUGUAGUGAACAAGAUUGACCAAAUAACACUUGAAGAGCUGGAGAUUUUAGACAAGCUUCCUCAUUAUUGUCCAAUCAGCGCCCAUCUAGAAUGGAAUCUUGAUGGCCUGCUAGAGAAAAUUUGGGAGUAUCUUAAUCUAACUCGCAUAUACACCAAGCCCAAAGGAAUGAAUCCAGAUUACGAGGAUCCUGUAAUCUUGUCCUCAAAGAAAAGAACUGUUGAAGACUUCUGCAAUAAGAUUCACAAAGACAUGCUCAAGCAGUUUAAAUAUUCUCUGGUAUGGGGGUCAAGCGCCAAACAUAAACCUCAGCGGGUUGGGAGGGAACAUGAGUUAGAGGAUGAAGACGUCGUUCAAAUUAUAAAGAAAGUAUAAGAAAAACUUGAAGAUUCCAAUAGAGUAUGCACUGAAUUAGCUUGCAGCAGCAGCAAUAUGAGCAAGAGACCGGUGAGUUCUGGAAUCAAAUCUGAUAAUCUGGGUUUCCGUUGCGUAUAUAUUUCUGGAUGUCAGCCUGAUCAGGUCCAGUGCAUAUUUUUUUAAUAUUGAUGGUGCUUUGAAUCGUUUAGGUUUGUCCUUUAUUUGCGUUUAUAUGAACAUUUGCUAUGACGUUAAUGUUUCUCCUGCAAUGCAUGAGCCUUGUAUUGUUAUAGCAUAUGGUGGACAGUUUGGAGCUGGUAACAGUUUUGGAUUUGAGAAUAACAAGCUAACAAAAUGUUUUUGGAUUACCAUUUUAAAAGGCAACAAUUU